AUGGGCUACCAGGACGCGCCGGGCGGCGGCGGCGGCGGGAAGCUAUCGCUCGCUAGCGUGGGCUUCGCCGGACCCGGCGCCGGGUCGGGCGGGGGCGGAUACAAGGAGCUCCUCGUCAUGGCGCUGCCUAAGGACGACGGCCUCGACGGCGCCAAGGUCGCGGAGGUCAUCGGCGUCGGGAUGCCGGACGUCGCGGGGGCCGUGAGGAAUAUUUUGGGGCGCAGAGAGUUCAGAGAAUUUGCCAGUGGGGCAUUAGCUGGUGCUAUGUCAAAAGCUAUUCUUGCUCCUCUUGAGACUAUAAGGACAAGGAUGGUUGUAGGAGUAGGAUCUAGGCAUAUUUUUGGUAGUUUUGUGGAGAUCAUUGGACAAAAUGGGUGGCAAGGGCUUUGGGCAGGAAAUACAAUCAACAUGCUUCGCAUUAUUCCAACACAAGCAGUGGAGCUCGGAACAUUCGAGUGUGUCAAAAGGAGCAUGGCAGAAGCACAAGAGAAAUGGAAAGAGGAUGGAUACCCAAAGAUACAGCUUGGCAAUCUGAAAAUCGAGCUGCCACUCCACUUCUUAUCUCCGGUUGCUCUUGGCGGUGCUGCUGCUGGAAUAGUUGGAACAUUGGCGUGCCAUCCUCUUGAAGUUAUCAAGGAUCGUUUGACUAUCAAUCGAGAGGUUUAUCCUACCAUUAGCCUUGCCUUCAGCAGGAUCUACCGGACUGAGGGUAUAGGUGGUCUCUAUUCUGGUCUCUGUCCAACACUGAUUGGCAUGCUUCCUUACAGCACAUGCUACUACUUUAUGUAUGAUACAAUGAAGACCUCUUACUGCCGCUUACAUAAGAAAUCAUCUUUGAGUCGUCCUGAGCUACUACUUAUUGGGGCACUUUCAGGCCUUACUGCAAGCACAAUCAGCUUCCCGCUGGAAGUAGCAAGGAAGCGGCUCAUGGUCGGUGCCCUGCAGGGCAAGUGCCCGCCCAACAUGAUCGCGGCCUUAUCAGAGGUGAUCCAGGAGGAAGGCCUCCUGGGAGUGUACCGCGGAUGGGGCGCAAGCUGCCUGAAGGUCAUGCCGAAUUCCGGCAUCACCUGGAUGUUCUACGAGGCAUGGAAGGACAUUCUUCUCGCUGACAAGGAUAAGAGCAAGCAGCGUGUUUAGUGUUAGCUGUUGCAGUGAAGGGCAUUGCCGUCGACGAAGUUUGCUCCUUGGCUGGGAUUACUGGUCCCUUUUCAAGUUUCGGAAUCCCACCUGCACCGAAUGGGUAGAUAGGAUGCGUUGCUCUUUUUUGGCCGAUGAGUGGAGGCAUUUGUUGUUCCUCAUCAAUUCUGAACAUCUGAUCAUCGAUUUUUUAUUAAUAAACCGAUUUCAUUAGCUCGUAAUAUGAUAAAUGCGGUGGGUCCAGAUAUUUAUGUCA
Molecule: messenger RNA, 1393 nt
Organism: Setaria italica (foxtail millet)
Lineage: Eukaryota; Viridiplantae; Streptophyta; Magnoliopsida; Poales; Poaceae
Product: probable mitochondrial adenine nucleotide transporter BTL1
Exons: 5
Coding region: 1-1137 (378 amino acids)
Biological process (GO): transmembrane transport
Source: RefSeq, a predicted model, not a curated record